Molecule: messenger RNA, 1904 nt
Organism: Caenorhabditis auriculariae
Lineage: Eukaryota; Metazoa; Nematoda; Chromadorea; Rhabditida; Rhabditidae
Source: the annotation of a GenBank genome assembly
AUGGUUAUAAAAUUCACGUCGAACGUCGUAUCUCCGCCAGUUAUGCUUUACAUGGGCGUUGACAAAGUUGAAAAUGAAGAUUUGAUAAAGGUGAUUUUUUUUUAAUUUGAAAACUUUAUAAAGCAAAGUUUCUUCAAUUAAGCAUUGUUUUUUUAAUGAUUACUUUUGCGUAUUUAUAGAGUCAAGAUGUCGAAAAAGUAGCAUUAUCUAACUUCAAAAAUAUAAAAACGGCUGUUUGAUUUGAUAACCUUCUGAUAGAUUUUAUUUAAUUUUCUUUUUCAAAGCUUCGAACUUCGAUAAAUUGCUGGAAAAAUGAUUUUUCUGCAGAUUUUUCUUCAAUUUUCAACGUUCAUUUUCACAACUUGUUCACCGAAAAUCUUGAAUUAUUAAGUAUGGAUGGCCAGAAGACGUUUGGUUUCACGUUGACAAACUGUCUUCGGCUCACGUUUAUUUGCGACUACCCGAAGGGAUGACGAUUCAUUCGAUACCUCCAGAAUUGGUUUGCUCUCAAAAUUUUCAUGGGCAAAGUCCAGAAGGCCUUCCAAAAAAAGAAGAAAAAAAAAAAAACGAAAAAUGCUUCAAAAAGAGAAAAAAAAACCCAAUUUUUACUUUCUUAAAAAGUAAUUUGUAAGCAGAAAGGCAUAAAAAAAGCCGCUGGGAAGGUCUCCGAAAUGUUUUUUUUAACUUUGCCCAUAUUUCUUAAAUUCAGAAAUUCGAUUUGAAUGACCUGUUCAGCUUGAAGAUUGCUGCCAACUCGUCAAAGCCAACUCAAUCGAAGGAAAUAAACUGAACAAUAUCGAUAUCGUUUAUACGAUGUGGGAGAAUUUGAAGAAGACGGGAGAUAUGGCCGUGGGGCAGGUUAUUUAUUUUAAUCGUGCUUUGUUUAUAGUUUUUGUUGUUCAUUUUUUCUUCAAAAUAAAUGUUCUUAAAGAAAAAAGUAAAGCAUUUAUUUCUGUCAAGAGUUUUUUUCCAGUCGCUAAUUCAGGUUUUUUCCAAUUUAUAAGCGAUAACGAAAUUUUAUCAAUUAUUUUGUGGAAAUCUUUUAAUUUCAAUUUAUUUUGAGUAUUUAAAUUUUUUUCGCUGCUUAAAACAAAUUGAAGUCUUUAUAUCCUUUAUUUGGAGCACUUUUUUUCUAAAUUUUCAUUAUUUUUUUCAAACAGUCUAGGCGCAAUUUAGUUCCAGAAGAUUUGUAUGCCCAGCCAGAUAUUCAUCCAUUUUUGACCUCCACUCUUCUUUCUCUUCAGGUUGGUUUUUUCAAUCACAAAAGCGUGAAGCACGCCAAAGUGGAGAAGAGGAAAAAUGAAAUUAUCAACCGAUUAAAUAAAACAGAGAAGAAGGAAACGGUUGACUACAGGUUUGCUUCAAGCAUAUUUUCAUAAUCAAAUGGAAUUUAAUUUUCAGAGCCGAACGGGAAGCUAGGGACGCGAAAGAGCGACAAAAAACGAGAGCCUUGGAAAAAGCGAAAAAAGACCGAGAACUUCAGGAGGCCAAGAAGAAAGAAGAGGAGAGGAAGAUCCAGUAAGAAGUUGCCUUUAAAUUUUUUGUUGAUGAUGAAAUUGGAUUUUGAGAAAUGAUUGUUUAUUAGAUCUUUCAAAAAAAUAAUUUCAAAAUAUAUUUUGUAAAAGUUUUGAUAGAUUUUUUCUCAGUUAGUUGGAAUCUUUUUUGUGUCUAAAGAAUAAGUGAAGCUUCAGAUUUUUCCCAGUGAACCUUUGGUGCUCAGUCUAUUUGAACUAGUUUUCUGUAGUCUAGGAAAAAGUCCAAUGGCUUAAUUUCACUCUUAAGUUGAUUGACUCAAUUAUUUUCAUAUUUUGCUCAGAAACUACGAAGAUGUCGAUUGGGACGCGGCGCCGACCAACCUGGAGAGAGCAGAAAGCGAUGGAAAUCUUUCGGACGACUUUAUGUGA